GGAAGCCCUUGUUAUAGUGGAGCUUAUCCUGGAGAUAGUGAGAUGCUCACAGAAUUCAGCUGGGAUGACCAAAACAUCUGGAGGAUAUUCAUCCGCAAGGUGUACACCAUCCUGAUGCUCCAGCUAUCUGUCACAUUAGCCUUUGUGGCUGUUUUCAUUUUCUGUGAACCUGUGAAAUAUUACAUACAGACCAACCCUGGCUGGUACUGGGCAUCAUAUGUAGUGUUUUUUGUCACAUAUUUGACCCUAUCCUGCUGCCGUGGACCCCGGAGGCAGUUCCCAUGGAAUCUUCUUCUGUUUAAAACAUUAAUCUCUCCUCUUCUGUUCUAGACUCUGUCUCUUUCUUACAUGACAGGAAUGCUCUCCAGCUACUACAAUACUAAAUCUGUCGUCAUCUGCCUGGGUAUUACACCCCCUUUGUGUCUCUCUAUAACAAUUAUCUUUAGCUUCCAAACCAAGAUUGAUAUUACUUCAUACCAAGGCGUGCUGUUAGUUUUCUGCACAGUAUUGUUCAUUUGUGGACUCGUCCUGGCAGUCAUCCUGCCCUUUGGAUAUGUUCCAUGGUUGCAUGCUGUGUACGCUGCCUUGGGAGCAAUACUGUUUUGCAUGUUCCUGGCAUUUGACACACAGAUGCUGAUGGGGAAAAAGCAAUACACCAUAAGUCCUGAGGAAUACAUCUUUGCCACCCUCAGCAUAUACCUGGACAUUGUUUACAUCUUCACUUUCUUGCUCCAGUUGUUUGGAACUCCUGAACGGGAGUGAAUGUGCUGUUAACCUAAAGCUCCGACUGCUCUUCUUUUGUCUCUCUGAUCUGAGUGAUCAUGUCUUUCCAGCAUGAUAUGGAUCUUCAGUGCACGCUGUUGUGUUUAAGCUCACCUCAGCUUUUACGAUGUGCCACGCAUUUGUCCUGUAGCGUGAAGGAGGUCUUGCAUAUAUAUUGCUUAUGUACACUGGUAAAACUUUAACAACAUUCAGCUAGUUUUACAACUGGUGUCAUAGAAAACAAAACAGAAAAUAUCAAAUGCACUGGUGUCAACUGUGAAAGCUGUAUGAUGUCAUUAGCAGUGAAAGUGUAUGAAAUAUUAGAGCAUCACACUGAGGUGAAACUGUGUAGUAGGAUUUACCCAUCGAUGUCAACCGCAUUAAUCUUUGUGUCUGACCCUGCAAAAGUUUCAUAUGAUAUCACAGCAUGAGGACAUUUUAACUAAUCAUUCUGAGAAACUAGAUAUUGUGAUGAAUAUUUUCAUAACAGAGUGUUAACAAGUUUUUUGAAUACCUGGCUGGGUUUUAGGAGUGCACCUAUGAAUCAAAGUAACACUUAAUUUGUACAGAUUUGAUUUAACAUAUUAUAAUAGCACAGAUAUAUUUUUGAAGAAAAUGAGUUGUAAAUGAUUUUGGAUGUGUACAUAGAUUUACAGUGUUCACUAAAAGAGUGCAAACUCACUGUAGCUGGAUUUAAAAAGAAUGCAGUGCUACAUAUUAGAAUUUUUUCUGUUUGUGGCCUUUACAGUAUUGAGACAUUGUGUGACCAAUAAAAUAAAUUUAUUAAAAUGUAUUGAAUAUGAAAUGAUUAAAUAACAAGUAUGUUU
Molecule: messenger RNA, 1589 nt
Organism: Cyprinus carpio (common carp)
Lineage: Eukaryota; Metazoa; Chordata; Actinopteri; Cypriniformes; Cyprinidae
Product: protein lifeguard 2-like
Exons: 10
Biological process (GO): negative regulation of apoptotic signaling pathway
Cellular component (GO): endoplasmic reticulum; membrane; Golgi apparatus
Source: RefSeq, a predicted model, not a curated record